Molecule: messenger RNA, 4116 nt
Organism: Chara braunii
Lineage: Eukaryota; Viridiplantae; Streptophyta; Charophyceae; Charales; Characeae
Source: the annotation of a GenBank genome assembly
UAGCGCACCACGAGAUUGGCUCGCCCGGGGGGAGCAGGGAGCGGGGAGCGUAGGAGUGGUGCGUGACGAAGAAGUGCACGAUCUCAGGGUGCGUAAUUAAUAGACAACAAAGACCUCCGUGAAAGGAUAACGCAGUGGCGUCAAUGUGUUCGUGAAUGUCUAAGCGAGGGGAAGGGGGCAGUGAGGUGGUGAGCGAGGCGAAGGCCGAGAAGACGGGGGGCGUCUUCCCAACGACGGCGAAAGUGGUUGUGAACUAGGUGCAGCUGUCCAGGGAACGGCAUUGCGUUGUGAAAGAAUCACUCAGGUAGAGAUCAGGUAUCAAGGCAGUCGACGUCGGCGGCCUGUCGUUCUCUGUGGGAGCGCCUAGAGAGAGAGAGAGAGAGAGAGAGAGAGAGAGAGAGAGAGAGAGAGAGAGAGAGAGAGAGCGGUUCUAUCUUACAGGACGCUCGCGAUGGAAUCAGACGCAGUCAGCUGUCGUGCCCACCUCCGUUCUUCAUCAUCAGUGAAGAUUGGUUGGGCGACUGGGGUGGGGGUUGUUGAGCCGACCGAUGGUGUGGGGAUCCGGUCACGGACGCCGGAUGUAGCCAGCCCCGUGGUCCUCGUGGACCUGAAGACAGGGUGGGGCAGGGCUGACGGCUGGUCCGAUUUCUUGUUGUCGUCAUCAGACGGUCCGCAGGGUAGCAGUGAAGCCAUGCGAGUUGCGUCGAAUGAGAGAGGUCGCAGAUCGAGGUCCCGUCGUUGCCAGCCUCCUCCUGUGGGGAUCCCGACCAGGAAGGCUCACCUCGGGGAGGCAGCCGUCGCAGGUGGUAUACUACGGCGGCGGCUCUGUCUUCCCGUUGGUGCAACCCGUCAGGAUGAAAACCAUAAGGACAAGGAUAAGGACGAGUCCCGGUGGAGUUCGACUCUGAAGCGACGGUUCGAGGAGAUGGAUCCCAGUCGGACUGGUGCUAUCGGGGAGGAGGAGUUGAGAAGAGCCGCAGAGAAACUGAGGCUUCCAGUCUCUCACAAGGAGGUGCAGGCCUUCGUGGAGAAGGCUGGCGACCGUGUGUCGUUCGACGAGUUUGUGAAGUUCGUCACGGGAAUGGAGGACCGCCUGCAUGCCACGUUCAGGGAGCUGGAUAGACGACACACUGGCGUUGUGUCGAAGGAGGAUAUUCCGGAGGCCCUUAGAAGACUCGACAUAAAGCCGAGGAAAGUGUACCAGGACGAUCAGUUGGUCAGCCGCAGCGUAGGCAAGGCGCCUUCCCAGGGGUUUGGGUUCGAAGACUUGCGGACGUACCUCCUCUGGGCCAAGGAUGCUGAGGAGGUGUUGGAUUCGGGGUCACGUGCUCGAGCAGCCAUCGACUUCGGUGGGGACUUGGAUUGCAACUUGCCCCUCGCUUUGGAGACUCGUGCUGCCAGGCCCAAUCUCCGCUUCCCUGAGCUGCAAACGACGAGAGAUGUGCUGGCUGCAUGCAUCUCCGGUGCCGUGAGUAGAACCCUCGUCGCUCCCUUAGAGAGGGUAAAGGUCUUGCAAAUGGUGGACCCCAGUCUGGCGCUGCAGGACCCUCGGGUCUUAUUGGACACCAUGCGAAUCGCUGAGGGUGACAGAGGUGCCUUCAGAGGGAAUCUCCUCAAUGUCCUUCGACUAUUCCCAGCCAAGGCGGUGGAGGGAGCAGUGUACAGGGCGCUGGCUGAUCGGUUUGACCGGAGGAAGCCUCGAGCUGCAGUACCGGGGUGGAGAGGGCAGAGGGAGGUCGGGCCACCAGAGGGAAAGACAGAGAAGAAUGAGCAUGAAGGUACUCUCCUUCUCCCAGACUGGCAGCGGAAAGUGAUGGGAACGCUUGCAUCGACCGCCGGGAUCCUGACCUCCCAUCCCAUCGACACGCUGAGAGUUGCAGCUCAAGUGCCCAUCCGCGGCCCUGCGACUUCGAGGACAGCCACGGUUGCUACGAGUACUAUAGGAAGUGCGGGUGGUGUGGGGGGAGGACAGGUCGUCGAAGCGGUGGCAGGUGGAGGUGGGGUUGGAGGGGUGGGUGGGAAUGGGAGGGGGGUGGUGCACACGGCAAGAGCUAUUUUGAAAAGGAGGGGCGCGAAGGGCUUUUAUGCAGGCAUAGGGCCGAACAUCCUUCGAGCUGUUCCAUACUUUUUCCUCAGCGGGUAUGUGUUCACCUCUUUGGAGCGCUGGUACAGGAAGAAAGUCGGCCGUCCUGAUGCAGAGCUUGGCCCCAUUCCCGUUGUUCUGGUCGCCACGGCCGCCGCCCUGUGCGCACAGACUGCUCUGUAUCCCUUGGAGACUGUGCAGCGACGCCUGCAGGUUCAGGCAGCCAUGGGCCCCGCAGCAGGGCGGCUGGUGUACUCGGGCAUGAUGGACGCAUUUAGGGAUAUAAUCAGCAGAGAGGGAGCUGGAGCCCUGUACUCUGGACUGGCUGCCAACAACCUGAAGCUCCUCCCAGCUGCCGCUGUGUCGUAUGCCAUCCACAACACUGCCCGGAAUCUUUGUGACGUCUACUAGGACUUCGUAUGCACCUCAAGUGAAAUUAGUGAUUGUUCCUCGGGCAUAUGUGCAUCUAACAGGAUGCAUCUGACCUUGAUGACAGACGGAUUCGUGCAUCUUACGGGAUCUAUUUGAAAGCCGUUGCCGUCAUACGUGGUAGUUCACUACCACUGCCUGCUUUUGGAAGCCACUGCGGUCAUACGUUGCGGAACUGGCAAAGAUGAGCAUGUUUGCUGCCUCACAACGUGGGAUGGACUGGUAGACGGAAGUUUUAUAUGAGCAAAAAAGAAAGAAAAAAAAAAAGAAGAAAGGUUUUAAAUGUCUGAAUGUCCAAGGUUUGCAGGUCUUAGGUUGGAAGUGGAUAUGUGAAUCCAUCAGUUUAUCAUUUCUAGCCUACGUGCACAAAGGAGGAGGAUGCUGAGGACUCUGUAGAGUCUGUAAUACUACGGUCACACAGUGCUGCUUUUGAGAUAGAAUAAGGGGGAGGCAAGGUGAACGUUUGCCCUGAGGAAGGGAGACACAUUAAUUGGAAGUAAAACAGAGGAGGUUACAUCUGUUGAUAGAUGCGGGCACUGAGGGGGAAGAGGGACAGAUUUGUAAUUGGGGAUCCUGAGGACGGGAGACACAUUAAUUGAAAGUAAAAUAGAGGAGGUUAGCUCUGUUGAUAGAUGCCACUGAGGGGAAGAGGGACAGAUUUGUAAUUGCGGUUGGAAAUCAUCUGCUGGGGAAGGGACAGAGAUUUGGAAUUUAGGAAACAGUGAGUGAUGUUGAAGCUUUGGAAGGAGAUUGGGGUAGUGGAUCGAGUGAUAUUGAGAGAGAGCGAGGAGAGAGAGGGUCGAACAAUUUGGAGGGACAGGGAGAGAGGGGGUGACUGUUCAUAGGGCAUUCCACUGACAUGUGGGCGGAAACCGUGUCAACGUCCGUUCACAGAAUUUGACCUCGACCGGCCGACGGCCGGUCACGUUCACGGGACCGACACUGCAACCAACGGCUUGGCAGGCAAACACCUAACCAUAAGGCUAAGUAGGCUGGGGUGAAAGUGAAGCUCCAAGAUGAGCACUUCACUCCACCCCAGCACGGAGAUCCGGAGCCACCGUGUACCCACCACACUAUGUGUAUACCAGAAGGCUGUGUACGUGAAUCUAUGUAUCAAGAUGUACAGACAGCAUCAUGUGUGGAAACUUGUGUAUGUAGCCCGUAGGCGAUGUGUAGUUUGCAAGCUAUGUGUAUACAUGAAGGCUGUGUAUGCUCCUAUGUAUCCAGAUGUACAGACAACAUCAUGUCUGGGGAGUCUAGUUAAUGUAGCUCAGUGGUUAGUGCUCCGGUUGGAAAUGUGCGUUGUGGUAUAAUGUGAGGAUUCAAAACCCCGCAGCCUUGUGCAUGAACACCGGCAGGCCGUUAGAUUGACGCACGGCUGAACACACACCCCCUUGGGACGGACGCAUGCGUCGCAUGGUACUAUUACAGACGGUGCCUUCUGAAAGUGUAUGGUGUUGUGAUUGACACCGACUUACAUAAUCCAAAUUAUCGAAUUGAAGAUGGGAUUCUGGAGUUGUUUUCGAACUUUUUAUGAUGUUUACAUUGACUUGGAUACUGCAAAUUAUGUAAUUGCAGAUUGGAUGAUAAGCAGAAUUUUGACG